AUCUGACGCGACCAAAACAAACAUGGCGUCUAAGGUAAUAACGACAGAGAUAUCGACGAUGCUUUAUGGAUCUAUUCGUCUCUCUUGGUGUUGCCUGCCGGUUUUUACAGCUCGUCGUCGUAGCCGCGCGGAGAUGGAUCAAAACGACACAUGAACCCGUCCGUGGGGAAGCGGAACCAGGGACAACGAGCGCUUUCGUCCACAGCACGCGGCGAGCCGACGGCGUGAACAAGAUGUGACGCUGGCGCGCCUCUCGGCCCGACGGAAUCAACACGACAUGGACUGUGGCGCGGGGACCAGCUGAGAGCAAACCGGUCGAGGAGACAACUGCCAUGGCUCUGGUGAACUUCGUCAUCUCCACCGUUGGAAAAUGUCUGGACGCCGCGUGUCUGCUGCUGGACCUGAACUUCCUCGUGGUCCACACCGUGGUGCGGAGCCUGCUCGCGGUCGUCUCGUUCGUAGCCAACCUGCCCGCCCUGCUCCUCGCCUCGGCGCUGCAGCUGGGCAACUUCUUCGUCUUCUGCUCGGUGACGGCGGCGGAGGCGACCUCACACGCCGCCCAGCAGGCCGUCGCCGUGCUGGGCGGCGUGUCGCUGGCGCUGGAGGGGCUGCUGGAGAGCCUGAAGAUGGUGGGCUACCUGUCCAUGCACGUCCUCCUCCGGGGCAAGGAGCAGCUGUGUCGCGGGCUGCUGUCCAUGCUGGAGGGCUGUGGCAUCGCCGUCAGCCUGGUGGUGUACUUCACCAACACGGUGGUGAACUUUGCCCUCAUCGCCACCCAGAACGUGUACCUGGCCGUGGUCAGCGUGCUGCAGACGCUGUCCAGCCCUCUGCAGACGGUGCUGGAGCUCACGCUGACCUCCCUCACCUUCCUGUACAGCAGCCUGGUCGGGACGUCGGCUUUCCUGUGGUCGCCCUGUAAGCUGCUGUUGGACCUGGUGGUUUCCCUGGUGCACAUGUUCGUCAGCAUCUUCGUACUGAACAUCUACGGCCUGCUGCUCACCGUCACCGUCGCUCUGACGACCACGGCCUACCUGAACCCAGAGCUGACCCGACAGGCAGCCGCACAAGCUCUGGAUUACAUCGACUCUGUUCCCGCUCUGCACAGACUCACGGUAGCCGCUCGGAGCGUCCCGCGUUUGGUGCGUGGCAACUUGCAAAGCCUGCAAAGGAUCCUCCACCACCUCUACCUACUGGAGAGGCGCCUUUGGCGGCAGCUGUCUCAACACAGCAGCCAAAUAGGCCUGGCACUGCGGACACACCUCCACAGGGACGGCGACGGCAGAGCGCGAGGGGACGGCGACGCCGGAGAGGAGCGCCGGGGUCCGCCGGAUGGGAGAGCGGGAGAUGGAGCCCACCAAGAGCUGCUGGAUUUAGUUUUCCCCUCCUCCAGCACAGACAGGCCACUGAAGAAGGCGUCGUCUGCAGGCAAAGGCGACAAACUCCUGCCUGCUGAGAACCUGCUGACUCUGCUGAAGGAGCAGGAGGACAGGAAGAAGUGUGUCAUCUGUCAGGACUGCACCAAGACGGUGGUGCUGCUGCCGUGCCGACACCUCUGCUUGUGCAGAGACUGUACAAACAUCCUGUUGAGGCAGCCCGUCUACCAACAGAACUGUCCGCUCUGUCGCCACAUGAUCCUCAACACUAUGGACGUUUAUCUAUGAGGGACCGGUGGAUCUGUGGGCUUCUGAAUUACAAGGAGCCUAAUAACGUAUGACCUGUCAAUACUUUUAAGUUUUACCACCACUGAAAUGAUGUGUUAAAAGAUAAGUCUGGUGAUAUUGUGUUUAUUUUAAUUUUUUAUUGCUUUCAACAAAUCCCAUGAUAAAACCAUUAGUAACAAAGCACUGAUGAAUCCAGCUGUCAGUACUUCUUCCCUUCUUCUCCUCCCUGACUGCGGCGCUCAGCCCCAAGAAUAUUCAUCCCCACUGACGACAGUAAAUCCCUACAGCUCAUAAUCAUGUAAAGGCUUCUGUACUGAAACAACAGGAGUAAACAAUGCAAACAGAUGAACAUGGGCUUUGAUGGCGGACAAUACUUUGUAGGAUCAGUUUAGUUCUGGAUCGGUUGUGAUUUAUUGAUAGUAAAAAAAUAAAGACAAUAUGAGCAGACUUAUCUUCUGAAAUCUGGUCUCGGAUCAGUGCAGCCUCUGUGAGCGGUUCAGACAUUAACUACCAAAGUAAACAGAUGAACAGGAAAUUAUAUGAUACGUGCGCCUUCAGAUGCUGAUCCAAAAAUCAUGUUGAAAUGCCUCUAACAAAAUAAAGAGACAAGGGUUGAAGAACGAUUAUUAUAAAUCCAAUAAAUCUCCAGAUUAUUCUGUCGAUGGAUCUUUCAAACGUGCCACUGAAAAACACGUGCCAAAGCCUUCCAGAGCUGAAAUUCCUAAAUAAAAAAAGCCCAAAUAAAUUCUUGUUUUAUUCCCAUCAUAUAUGAAAAUACGACUUUACAAAUGAAAAAAAAACAAAAACAUUUUUGUCGAGCUGUCAGCAAUCGUUUGUCAUCGAUUACCGACAUGUCUGCAGAUUUAUUUCCUCCAUUGAGUGAUUAACCACGAAUCGCUGUGGCUCUAAAAAGAUGUUUUUUCCAAAAAUGUCACUGAACUGUUUCACCGCUAUCCACAAUCCUUUUUUUUUUUUUUUACAGUGUACUUUGUUUAUUGAGUUGUGGGAGAAUAGAGGGUUUUUUUGUAUUGAUUGUUUUAAGUCAACUUCAUCUCCUUGCUUUUUAAGUGUGAACAUGUGACAGACAUAAAUCUCGGUUAGAUGACGCCUGUAAUGUGGAUCUGAGUCACUGUGAUGAACCUGUUCUAAAUGAUCCAGUGUUGCCACGUUGAGUCUCAGGUCUCGUAGCCACGGUAACCCGUAAGUGCCCCCCCCCCCCCCCCCAAUGCCGAGAUGUUUACCGCUGCUCGUGUCUUAAACUGUUGUGCUUCUUUUUAUGGACCAAGCUGUGAAUACAAGCAUUGUGCUUUAUUGCAUGAGAGAGUAUACAAGUGAUUCCACGCAUGCUUUAUGUAAAAAACUGUAUUCAUAAUAACACAAUGAUUGUUUUUUUGUUGCCAUGUAAGCUUUUACCAUUUAAACAUACUUCAGUUAAUGUUUGCACUGCGCAGAGACACGUAAGAGUUAAAAGAAAAGGUUCCAUGUGUUUGAGGAAAGUCAAUAUAUGUUAUUUUCAGUCUGUGAUGGUAAAACACAGUUUCUUUUUUUCUUCCAUUUAUUAGUUCUAUUAAUAGGGCUUAUUCCAGUCUUGCAUCAGAGGAAGGUUACAGUCACCACCUGCACAUGAUCUAUAAAAGGUUUUCUCUUUCCUUUGCCUUUGUAAUAAAACAUAGAUUUCUGUUGUAUAAAAGGACGGUAAACUCAUAAGGCUGCACAAUUUCAUUUACAUUUGUUUUUUUUUUUUCAUUUGUAGCUGUUGAAACUGAGGUGUUGGUAUUGAUCUGUGUUCAUAUCAUGAUGCCACUUAAUGUACUAUUAUUAUUAUUGAUGGUGGGUGGUGGUGUGGGGAAAGUGCUAUUAGUCAUAUGCCCUCAUUUGAUUUACGGAAAGUUUUUUAUUUAAUUAAUUUGUUUGUUUUGAAGACAUUUGAUAAUCUGAGGUGGGGUUUUUUGUGUGACAGGAGCCAUGCGACACAAAUUGCUGGCAUUACUAUGCGUCUUCGUACAUCACUCGGAUAUCGUUAAUGAAAGUGAUCUGAAUGUCAAGUGUUUGAUAAAAGAUUUCUGGAUACCAGACUGUAGUCAUUAUGGACUACCACUUCUCUCAGGUAUUCCUAAAAUGCCAAUGUGCAGCAUUCCUCACUAAAGAUUGCAGGGGACUGAAAACCGCUCACGUGACCAUCAUCUUUUGCUACCUGCAACGUGACACAGUGUGGGACAAUGUGGUUUGAAGAUAUGAAUGUAUUUGUUUUUUGGUUUUUUUUAUGCUGCGGCUGCCACAUAAAGGCAAGUCUCAUGUUCAUAAUAAAACAACAGUUAAAACUG
Molecule: messenger RNA, 3985 nt
Organism: Scophthalmus maximus (turbot)
Lineage: Eukaryota; Metazoa; Chordata; Actinopteri; Pleuronectiformes; Scophthalmidae
Gene: rnf26
Product: ring finger protein 26
Exons: 2
Coding region: 333-1661 (442 amino acids)
Biological process (GO): ubiquitin-dependent protein catabolic process; protein ubiquitination
Molecular function (GO): ubiquitin protein ligase activity
Source: RefSeq, a predicted model, not a curated record